GUGAUGCAAUCACUUCGCGGCGACGCAGGUUAUAGCUUUCGAUCUUUGGAUGAUAUUUAUUAUUACGGUGGCCAACAAGAGCACUUGCUGGUCGCCGUGUAUCCGCAUUCGCCCAAAGCACCUUUUGAAAUCGAGCUUCGUGAAGGCGACCUUAUCAGCAUAGCCGGCAACCACUGGGACGGCUUUAGUCUGGGAACGAACAAAAGGACAGGGCAUACGGGUGUGUUUCCGUCUUUCAAAGCAAGAGAGAGGUGGAAAGAGUGA
Messenger RNA from Soboliphyme baturini, 264 nucleotides. NCBI's taxonomy places the organism in Eukaryota, Metazoa, Nematoda, Enoplea, Dioctophymatida, Soboliphymatidae. The record is from the annotation of a GenBank genome assembly.